CCGCCCCCCACUGAGUCCCAGUUCCCCUUUUUUCUCACUUUUCUCUCCAAGAUAUAAUAAUACCGCAUCUUUCUUUUGCUCUUCCUCAACUUUUGCUCCUUCCUGCUUCAAUUGCUAAUUCCCCCACCAAAUCGAAUGAAAUACGGACUCGAGUUACAGGAGAACAUCUUCCCUCCAUGGCGCUUGUCCUAUGUCGCCUACGAUGUUCUCAAGCAGGAGCUCAAGAGUCGCCAGCUUGAUCAUGGAUGGACGCAGCAAGACGAAGCCGACUUUGUCCAUCUACUCGACAACGAGCUGACCAAAGUGUACGACUUUAUCAAUGCCAAGCUUUCUGAAAUCGACGCCCGUAUCCUGUACUGCGAACGCACCAUCCACACCUUGCACAACAAUCCCACAAUGCAGACCGAUGCGAGUUACAAGAUCAUGGACGAGGCCCUGACCGAAAUCCUGUUUGAUGUCAAUGACCUGUCCAAGUUCACACGCGUGAAUUAUAUGGCGAUCCAAAAGAUGCUGAAAAAGCACGACCGGUGGACCGGCCUGGAUCUCAAGCAGGCGUUCGUGCAGAAAUUGCGCGACAAGCCGCUGGAUAACCAACGGUUCGAUGUCUCCAUUGUCUAUAUUUCAGCACUACACGCUUUGUGCCGUAGCCGUGGCAACCGCCAGGCGUCGUCGUCGGACAACAAGACGGGCAUUAAUGCCGACGGCGAUCAAAAUGCUUUUGAGCGUGCUACCGCCAAAUACUGGAUCCAUCCUGACAACGUCACCGAGGUCAAGGCCAUCAUCAUGCUGCAUCUGCCUGUGCUUAUCUUUAACCGUGACAAAAAGUGGGAGGUCGAGGAUUCCGCCAUCUCGUCCGUGUACAUGGACAAUGACAAUUUUGACCUGUACGCUGGCCGGCUUCAACGCGAUGAGGGCGCCGAGGCUAUCCGCCUGAGAUGGUAUGGCCCGUAUGACACCAAAAGUGUAUUUGUCGAACGAAAAACACACCAUGCAUCAUGGCUACAGGGCGCAUCCGUAAAAGAUCGUUUCCGCCUGAGCGAGCCCGACGUGAAUCCUUUCCUCCGGGGCGACUACUCUGCUGACCAAAUCGCCAACGACCUGCGAGCGAAAAAGGUCGAUGAGCCCACAGUCGACAAUGUCCAUUUUAUCGCCAGUGGCGUACAGACGUCGGUGCGUGAAAAAGAGCUGCGUCCCACCUUGCGUGCCUUUUACAACCGCACUGCGUUUCAACUGCCCGACGACCAGAAGCUGCGUAUCUCGCUCGACACCAACCUCACCUUUAUCCGCGAAGACCACUUGGACAGCACCUCUAGACGUCCCAAGGACAAUUGGCGCCGUCCAGACGUCAGGAUCGACUAUCCUUUCUCGUAUCUCCCCGACUCUGAGAUCUUGCGCUUUCCAUAUGCUGUUUUGGAAACCAAGCUCCAGACCCACUUGGGUCAGGAACCACCUGCAUGGCUCUCGUCGCUCAUUGAGAGUCAUUUGGUUCAUGAAGUGCCACGCUUUUCAAAGUAUCUUCAUGGAGCAUGUCACUUUUAUCGCGAACGCCUUGCCCUUUUGCCAUGGUGGCUGAGUGAAAUGAAUCAAGACAUUCGAAAACCACGAGCAGAAAACAUUGGUCUGACACGCUCAAAAAGCUUCAAGCCUUUGAUUGAUGGUCGCUACAGACGCGCCAUGAUCGAAGAAAAAGAGCGAGCCAACCAAGACGCAGUGAUGCGAAGCGGCCAGCCAGGCAUUACGCUAGAGGAUGCGACGCCCAACAGCCGAGAAGGAUCGCCUGGUGCAUUGUCGUCGAGUGAAACGCUGACGAAAUCAAGAACCCCUGAGCGGCGCAGAUUAAUCGAUGACGACAGCGAAACUCCUGAAUCCUGGAAACCUGUACAGAACACCCAGCAACAGCAUUUGACCGUCGAUAUGAAGCCUGGCAAUACCACUGCACUCGGUACACCGGUCAUGGUUCAAAGUCAAUCAUCGUCGUCGGUGAAUAGGGCCAGCGGCAACAACAACAAAAAGAAGAGCGGUCCGAUGGCGUUCUUGAACUGGAACAACAUGAUAGAAGAAGGCGAGAGUAAUAAGCGUCAAAAGGUCAAGGUUCGUGUGGAGCCCAAGGUCUUUUUUGCCAACGAGCGUACGUUCAUUUCUUGGCUGCAGUUUUGUGCUUUGCUCCUGACCGUUGCGCUGAGCUUGCUCAAUUUCGGUGACAAUUCAGCACGUAUCGUGGGCGGUAUCUUCAUUGGUCUUGCUGCCGUUGUCGCCAUUUAUGCGCUGUAUCGCUUCGAGAAGCGCGCAUGGAUGAUCAAUCGCCGCGUCGAUGGCCGAUACGACGACCUGUGGGGCCCUGCUGUGCUCUGCACGCUCUUGGUGGGCGCGUUGAUUGUCAACUUUUACUUGCGUUUCCAUUAAAUUCUUUUAUCUCUUUUAUGUAAUUAACAACAACAAUCAUUUUGCACUUUUCCCUCUCUCUCUCUCUUGCACACACUUCAUGUACAGUUUUAUUACUACCCAAAUCCUUGGCUAUGUCUUUUUUAAUCUCCCCCCCCUCCGCGCAAAAUCUCUCUCUCAUUGCACGUAGAAUAGCCCGCUUUGUCUUAGUGUAAAAACAUCAACAAUGCAUUUAUAACAAGACUUGACUUUUAUGGUAACUUUUUAA
This is a messenger RNA of Zychaea mexicana, 2650 nucleotides long. Its product is annotated as VTC domain-containing protein. Bases 136 to 2403 code for a protein of 755 amino acids. Gene Ontology annotation, cellular component: fungal-type vacuole membrane; vacuolar transporter chaperone complex. NCBI's taxonomy places the organism in Eukaryota, Fungi, Mucoromycota, Mucoromycetes, Mucorales, Lichtheimiaceae. The transcript has 3 exons. The record is from RefSeq and is a predicted model, not a curated record.